AUGUUUGUUUCAGCUCAGUGGUUGUGCGGCUUGUUUGAUGAGAGGCAGAACGUGAAGAACCCGUCUGUGGCCGCCGGUCUGGAGAGGACUCUGGCCGCCUAUAUGAACCAGGGUCUGUUGUUGGUGGGUCUGGGCACCACUCUGAUGAUGUUUGAGGAGACGAGACCGAACCUGGCUGGCUGGAUCCUGGUGCCGGCUGGCGCUGUCCACAUCGUCUGGUCAUGGUUGGAGUACUACUUCCGAAUGCGAGCACUGCGCAACAAUAAGGAACACCGCGCCAUGAAUUACAGGAGGAGCAUGGUGUGGACGGCUGUCCUGGUGGCGCUGAUGUUGCUGGUGGUGGGCCUGAAUAUGGUCAGUAACAUCAAGUACGGCUUCGUCGGGAUCAGCCUGCCCCAGAAUUCAGCAGAGCAGCAGGCUGCAAGCGUCACGGGGUCGCCAUGACGACGGGCAGCAGGCACAGAACGUCGCUAGGUUGCCAUGACAACCAAAAGACAAUCAACACCGCGUGUCCAUGACGACGAGAAUGCUGCAAUCAGCACCGUGUCUCCAUGACGACGAGAAUGCUACAAUCAGCACCGUGUCUCCAUGACGACGAGAAUGCUACAAUCAGCACCGUGUCUCCAUGACGACGAGAAUGCUACAAUCAGCACCGUGUCUCCAUGAC
Molecule: messenger RNA, 667 nt
Organism: Branchiostoma floridae (Florida lancelet)
Lineage: Eukaryota; Metazoa; Chordata; Leptocardii; Amphioxiformes; Branchiostomatidae
Exons: 4
Coding region: 1-444 (147 amino acids)
Source: RefSeq, a predicted model, not a curated record